Molecule: messenger RNA, 1475 nt
Organism: Erigeron canadensis
Lineage: Eukaryota; Viridiplantae; Streptophyta; Magnoliopsida; Asterales; Asteraceae
Product: probable serine/threonine-protein kinase PBL7
Exons: 5
Coding region: 76-1275 (399 amino acids)
Biological process (GO): protein phosphorylation
Molecular function (GO): protein kinase activity; ATP binding
Source: RefSeq, a predicted model, not a curated record
AUGUAUACACAUACACACACAUACACAUACAUAUACAUAUAGAUAUAUAUAUCUAUUAUUAAGUGAGUGUGAAUCAUGGGUUGUUUCUUUUGUUCUGGGGGAGACUCCAAAUCACCAAAAACCAAGAAAAAUCAAUCACAUCCUUCUUCUGAUAAGUUCAAAUUGGCUACAUUAAAUGAAGUAAAGAAGGACAAUGCUCGAGAAUGUGAUCGGUCAGCGGGUGCCAAUGAGUGUGAUGAUAAAACUAGUUCACCUAAUAAGCAAGGAAACAAGAAAAGUAAAGCACGAACCUUUACAUUUGCGCAGUUGGUCGCUGCCACAGAUAAUUUCACGGCUGAAAAUUUCUUGGGUGAGGGUGGAUUUGGAAAAGUAUACAAAGGAAAAUUAGAGGACAGUGAUCAGAUUGUUGCUAUUAAGCAAUUGGAUCCUGAUGGAGGUCAAGGGAUGAGGGAGUUUGUGGUUGAAGUGUUGACUUUGAGCUUGGCUGAUCACCCAAAUCUGGUGAAACUGAUUGGUUAUUGUGCUGAAGCUGAGCAAAGGUUAUUAGUUUAUGAGUUCAUGCCAUUAGGUUCUUUGGAGGACCAUUUGCAUGAUCUACGUUCCAAUAGGACUCGGCUUGAUUGGAAUACAAGAAUGAAGAUAGCAGCCAGUGCAGCCCGGGGAUUAGCCUAUUUGCAUGACCAGAUGAACCCACCGGUUAUAUAUCGGGACUUGAAAUGUUCCAACAUCUUAUUAGGUGAGGACUAUCAUGCUAAGCUGUCAGAUUUUGGGUUGGCAAAGGUGGGCCCACUUGGUGAGGAUACACAUGUCUCGACCCGAGUGAUGGGCACGUAUGGUUACUGUGCCCCUGAUUAUGCAAUGACUGGACAGCUUACCUUUAAGUCAGAUAUUUAUAGCUUUGGGGUAGUACUCCUGGAGCUCAUUACUGGGAGAAAAGCAAUCGAUAACACCAAACCGGCAGCAGAGCAAAAUCUUGUUCCUUGGGCCCGACCAUUGUUCAAAGACCGAAAGAAAUUCUCUCAAAUGGCAGACCCAGUUCUUGAGGGCGAAUAUCCUGUGAGGGGACUCUAUCAAGCUCUAGCCAUAGCAGCAAUGUGUCUUCAAGAGCAACCCAACUUGAGACCACUUGUGGCUGAUAUAGUCACGGCUCUGAACUAUCUUGCUUCUCAAAUAUAUGAUCCCCAGAUUCACCCUGUUCAAAGUCCUUGGAGGGGUUCUCGUAAAUCAAGAUUAAGAUAUAAUGAUGAGAGGAAUGCUAACCAGAAUGAAGUCUAGUUUUGUUACUACAGGUUUUAUGCUUGGUUUUUAAAUGUUUAACUUAUAAGGUACAUAAUACACAUGGAGGAAUGUCUCGUUUUUUUUAGUUUUCCCAGUUAUUUUUGGAUGUAAAUGAGAAUCAUCGAUGCGGCAUAUAAUACAGAAGAUGAGUUUUUUUGGUUGAAAUGUAUGACAUGAUUAGAAGAUAAGUUUGGUAA